CAAUACCGAAAAGAGACUUGUUUUCAAAUACCUGGGAGACCUGUUGAAUUUUCACGGUUACAUAUAUUUUUUUUUAUCAAAAUCAUCGCCGAUCUGUGGAUUCCUGUGAACAAGUGUGUGAGCUUUUUUGGGGAUUGAGAUUUUCAGAGUUCAUUUCGAAGUUGGAUACAGUAAUUAUGAGUAUCAGGGUGUUCAGUUCUGCUGGUGUUGUGAGCAUCAUUGUCCUGGUGGCCCUCACCGCGGAUUUCACACACGCAAGACCCUCUGCUAUCACUAUUGGCCGCCACAAACGCACGUCAGAUCAGCGACUCGCUGAGUUGGAGACACUAAUAGCUUUAGAAAAUUUACGCGGCAAACUUGUUACAGUACCUGUCGGCUUCGGCAAAGUGGAUCCAGACAAAAUAGGACGCAGGAGGCGAUCGAGCGUUGAAUUCGAUCUUCGAAGACUCCGCCGUUUUCUUCAGGUACUCGGCAGCCAAUCCGAGUCGAGCAGCGAAGAGACAAGUGCCGAGAUGAUAAUCCCCUCAUUACUGCGAAAUGAAGAGAAACUUGAUGACGAGUUUGGGAAUCAGCUGAUAUAACUUUAAUUAUACCUGAUAAGAAAAUUCGUCCUCGACAAGUUCAAUGGGGGAUGGACACUUGUGGAUGAUGAAGAAUACGUCUUCGAUGCCCAAACAGUAUUAGCCUGAUCAUGUCGUCUGAUUUCAGCCUGAGAUUAUUCCACUCAUGAUUAUGGACUCUAGGUUGAUUUAAAUGUCCUCCGGGUGAACCAAUAUUUUUGUAACUCCACUGUGUUCUCUAGCUAUCUGUGCAGUAUUUUCUAUUUUACGACGCUAUUACGAAUUCUUAGGUAUUUAUUUUUAUUUUGUAAUUCGGCGCGUACUGCUACCGAUAGUCUAGGUUGAAUUUUUAUUUAUUUAUAUUUAUUCAUCGGGGGUUGAAACGUCCAUUCCAGGCGGAAAUUAUUUCAUCGAUAAAUCUGAUCGUUGGAUUAUCAAAUUAUAUUUAAUCCAUUCUUGUGUCAGUUUAAAAUAAUGGAAUUCUUCAUCACGAAUUGACGAAGAAUUCGUUGAAGAUUAAUUUUUUAUCAUGAUUCAAGUAAUUAAUUAAUGGAUAAUGAAUUGUCAAUUGAUUAAUUUUAGAAUGAUUAUUCGUGGGAUUUUUUAUGGGGAAAAUGGGGAAAGGGAGAAUGGUAGGAAGAGACUGGGGAAUGAGGUGGGAGUUGUAUUGAAUCUUUCAGGAGAAUUGGUAUAUGAUU
Fopius arisanus is the source of this 1258-nucleotide messenger RNA. RefSeq lists its product as uncharacterized. The transcript has 4 exons. NCBI's taxonomy places the organism in Eukaryota, Metazoa, Arthropoda, Insecta, Hymenoptera, Braconidae. The record is from RefSeq and is a predicted model, not a curated record. Bases 177 to 581 code for a protein of 134 amino acids.